AUGCAAGGGCAAAGAAUCCUCAAAUCACUUCUAAACAGAGAGAUAGAUGGUCUUUAUGAGGAUACGAAGGUAAGUUGAUCAAACUUAGCUGUUUGCUAAAUUUAAGCUGCUGAGAAAUUAUGGUAGCUUAAUUGAGGACGCUUUGUAGCUCAGUUAGCGAAGGUACUUACGAUUUGUAAGGCUACUCACUUUCAAAAACGUUUCCUUGAAUAAAAAUUUAGUUCAUUUCAAAGCGAGCGUCUUGUUACACUCUAGCUUCAAUUGCAAGAAUCGCGCGCAUCUACAUUCAUGAGCAGGUCAUAGAAUGAGUGUCACUUGAAAGCGAUCCUCAACUUAAUAAAUUACACUUAUUUUAGACGUCUUUUUUGCCGAAGCCUCUCAUUUUUCUUAACUCCAUAUUUUAAAUGGGGUAGCCUUCACCCUUGAUAUGUUGUUUUUAAUAUUGUUUGGUGGAACUUGCAGAAUUAUCUUGCUCCACUGCAAUGUCCGCUAAAGAACAAAAAUGGCUGCCAAGCAGGAGGCAAAGCCACAGAGGAAACUGUAUCAAAGUACGCCGUUUUUUGUACGAAGUUCCUAAGGUGUGCUAUAGAGACCUUGAAAAAUGUAAAAGCCAAGGGAAAUGACCUUAUUGAGGUCACAGAUGCCUUGAAACUAGGUAAGAUGAAGCAUGUGAACAUCUUUAGUUGCUGUUUGGGAGUAAGGUCUUUUCUGAGUUCCUAAAAUAAGCUUAAUGCUUACUCUUAAAAUGGGACCAGCUUCAAAACCUUACUAAUGAAAUUCUACUUAUUUUUAGUGCUACAUUGUCAAUGUGGUAGUUCCAGCUCAAAUGACUAUCCUGUAAGACACCUAGAUAUUUUACAUGAUCCUUACACUCAAGGGAAGUAAGAAUGUGAUUACUAUUAUCAACAAUAAUUGGAAUAUUGACCGAAUGGUCCAUCUUACGUUGGUGAGGACAAAAGAUAACAAAGUUUGAUUUUUUAGCAUUUAAUGUUAGCUUAUUUGCAUUGAGCCAGUCCGAGACUCUGACCAGUUCGUUAUUGACCAUUUUUUCAAGAGAUUUAAGAUUUUUGUCGGCAUACAACAAAUUUGUGUCAUCUGCAAAAAGGUAAAAGGAAAAUUUCACUGAGGAGUAAAACGUUACAACCUACUUAUGGUCUGGGACUCCCAGGUAGAUACAACACAUUUCACAGUGGAAGGAAAUAGCAUUUUCAACAUGGUGUAAGCAGGGCACAGCAAAGUGCUAUCUGAUAAUCCAGAGCCAGUAAGGCUUAAAUAUGGGUCAAAUAUAAGUUGUCCGAUAAGCAAACCACAUUUGCUUUAAGUGUGAGAUUAAUAAAGGGCUAUAAAGUUACAUGUAACUUGCAAAUUGUUCUGUUCAUAUUUCAGUGGGGACAGUUCUCAACAACACUUUAUCACUCCAUCAUGGAAACUACCUGAAGUUUAUUCCUUCAGUAGACCAGCUUGCUAAAACACUUUACCUUAUUGUUGCUCAGCUCAUUGCCAAGGCACAGUUUGAAAGGGCUCUGGAUCAUGCUAAUGACCUAUAUAAAUUCAUCCAGCUUCUUAAGGCAUGGAAGAGCUACAACAGUGAAAAGAUGGACAAGGAAAUUGGAUCACUUUGUUUACGUUCAUCUGAUUUGUAA
Porites lobata is the source of this 1643-nucleotide messenger RNA. Lineage: Eukaryota; Metazoa; Cnidaria; Anthozoa; Scleractinia; Poritidae. The record is from the annotation of a GenBank genome assembly.